AUGGCAUCCACUAAGAACUUGCUCUCUGUGCUAUUGAUGGCUUUUGUCCUCAUGGCUGUAGUAAGUGAAUUUGCAAAUGCAAGUUCAAUAACGGUAUAUCGUUUAGGAGGUUGCGGCGGCGAAAGUCAAACAUAUAGUAAUUGUGGAUGCACAAACCUUUUAUAUAUGGGUGGUUACUCAUUUUCUUACACUGGUCAAACUGCUAGAAUGUACAACACCGGGAAUUGUCUUGGUGGGGGUGUUUUUACUCUCACCGGUAAUGCUCGUAUGUGCAGCCCUGUUGGAUGGAGGAGUAUUAACAUCCAGUGUUAA
Molecule: messenger RNA, 312 nt
Organism: Papaver somniferum (opium poppy)
Lineage: Eukaryota; Viridiplantae; Streptophyta; Magnoliopsida; Ranunculales; Papaveraceae
Product: antimicrobial peptide 1-like
Exons: 1
Coding region: 1-312 (103 amino acids)
Biological process (GO): negative regulation of growth; defense response
Source: RefSeq, a predicted model, not a curated record